AUGGAAGGGGCGUCCUCAUGGUUGCAACAGUACUACCAUGCAGUGUCAUGUGGGCUAGAAAAGCUGUACAACACAGGCGCUCACUCGGACACAACCAUCAUUGUCGGUGAAAGAACGUUCAAAUGUCACAGAGUCAUCCUGUGUGCCAUAUCUCCCUACUUUGAUGCCAUGUUCUCUUCAGGGAUGAAAGAAAGUGUUUCAGGGGUGGUCAAAAUUGAAGGUACGGAGAGUUCUACUUUUGCGGCCAUUUUGGAUUACAUUUAUAAAGGAUCUGAUACUGUCACCGAAGAAAAUGCAGAGGCAAUUCUAAAGGCUGCUUGCUUGCUGCAGAUGGAGUGCCUUCAGAAACGAUGCGAAGAGUUCAUCUGCAGAACUUUGACCAUUGCUAACUGCUUUGAGAGGUGGCGACUUGCCCUGUGGCACUGUAGCACUCAUCUCAAACAGCAAGCCUGGAGAUUUAUCACAGCCAACUUUGUCAAGAUAUCCCAGCAAGAUUAUUUCAUGACGCUAGAGAAAGAUGAGCUGAUUUCUAUCAUCAAAGAAGAUGACUUGAACUGUCCCAAUGAAGAGUUUGUGGUUGAAACUGUUCUUAAAUGGGUGCAACAUGAUCUGGAGGUCAGAGGUCAGCUAUUGGGAGAUAUCUUUCCCUACCUGAGACUACCUCUGACAAAGCCUCAGUUCCUUAUUGAUAUUUUAAGGAAAUAUACAUUUGUAAAGGAACACACAGAAUGUCAUAUGUACAUUGACCAUGCUAAAAACUUUCAGCUCUUGCCAGCACAUCGUCAUGACAGCAGUAGCCCUGUGACAUCAUACAGGACCUCUUCUUCUUAUGAAGAUGUCUUGGUUGUCAUUUCCGGUGGAGAGUCUUCUAGACCUCCUUAUGUCAGAUCCAAGAAUGUCCUGGCGUUUGGGUUUAAUAGUCGCAAAUGGUUUCGUUUGGCACCUCUUCCUUAUGACCCGGGCAUUGAGUUUGCUACGUGUGUUCACAGUAAUGAUAUCUUUGUCACCGGUGGAGGCUUGCACAAAUCUUGUUUUCUGCGGUACUGCUCUAAAAAAGACAAGUGGUCCCAGUGUCGGGCCAAGUUGAAAAGUGGUCGCCGGCGACACGCCAUGGCUGCUUGCGGAAACAAAAUUUAUGUCAUCGGCGGGUACAACAGUGAACUUGAGCAAGGAUGCAAGGUUCAGAGCUCGAUAGAAGAGUUUGAAUUGGGCUGUAGUGAGUGGGUGGAGGUAGGGCACUUGAUAACACCUGUAAGUUCCAUUUCUGCUACAGCCACUAAAGACAGGAUCCUGGUAUUUGGAGGCGAGACUAAUGACCGCACAGACACUGCUGCAGUUCAGUGCUUUGAUACACAGACUCACACUACGUGCAUUAUCGCUCAGCUUCCUCUCGCCUGCAAACUAACCAGGGCAACAGUGUGUAACAACUGCACCUACAUCAUUCUCUACAAUGGUAAAAUUGUUCAGUUUGACCAUCGCACUGACUGUGUUAAAGUCAUGGGUCACAUUCAGAAUUUCGACUGUGUCCACUAUGGUCUAGUCCACCGCCGGGGUUGUCUCCUUCUUUUGGGGGGUCAGCGCAUCAUCCCUGGGCCAAGCCCGGUUAGAGCUUUAGUGGACACAAUGUUGCUCUAUGAUGUAAGGAAUCAGCGGGUCAUCAUGCUGAAUGACCGCAUACCAUCGCCAAGACUUGUGGACAGCUGUGCUAAAAUCACUAUAGAAAAGAAGUUUCUGGUUACAGAGUACACUGACACUUCUCCCACAGCUUGA
Messenger RNA from Candidula unifasciata, 1770 nucleotides. NCBI's taxonomy places the organism in Eukaryota, Metazoa, Mollusca, Gastropoda, Stylommatophora, Geomitridae. The record is from the annotation of a GenBank genome assembly.